Gossypium raimondii (Peruvian cotton) is the source of this 2866-nucleotide messenger RNA. Its product is annotated as EIN3-binding F-box protein 1. Gene Ontology annotation, molecular function: protein binding. Gene Ontology annotation, biological process: SCF-dependent proteasomal ubiquitin-dependent protein catabolic process. NCBI's taxonomy places the organism in Eukaryota, Viridiplantae, Streptophyta, Magnoliopsida, Malvales, Malvaceae. The coding region runs from base 255 to 2192 and encodes 645 amino acids. The transcript is spliced from 2 exons. Gene Ontology annotation, cellular component: SCF ubiquitin ligase complex. The record is from RefSeq and is a predicted model, not a curated record.
AUACAACUCUUGUGUUCUGUUUCACCUAAAACACAAGAAGCUUUGCUUUUUCCUUUCUUCUUUCAUUAAGAGUUUUUAAUUUUUUUUUGCCCUACUGUGUGGGGUUUCUGUAUUCUUUCUUCUCAACAGGUUCUGAUGCAUUCAAGCUUUCAAGGACUAUACUUGGUCUGCGUUUUUCUAGCGUUUUCUAUUGUUGGGUUUUGCGUUUUGGGGUUAAAGGCUUUUGAGAAACGUUUUUUCUUUCAAGUUCAACCAUGCCUGCUCUUGUUAAUUACAGUGGUGAUGAUGAUUUCUAUAAUGGAGGGUCCUUUUAUACAAAUUCUACUGACUUGGGUAGAUUGUGUUCAAUCAGUUUCCAAGUUGAUGUGUACUGCCCGCCUCGUAAAAGAACGCGUAUUAGUGCCCCAUUUCACUUCGGAGAAGCUGAGGUUGAGCAGAAUAAGCAACCAUCGAUCGAUGUCCUCCCUGAUGAAUGCCUUGUUGAGAUCUUUAAACGCAUUUCUGGGGGUAAAGAAAGGAGCUCCUGUGCUUGUGUCUCUAAGCACUGGCUUAUGCUUCUGACCAGCAUUCGCAAGGGUGAAUAUGAGUCAUCAAAGGUGGUCAAGGAGAACGUUGGUUCGAAUUCGGGUGAUGUUGAGAUGAUCUUAUCCGAGGAAGAUGAUGGGUAUCUUACAAGGUGCUUAGAAGGAAAGAAAGCAACUGACAUGAGGCUUGCUGCGGUGGCGGUUGGAACAAGUGGUCAUGGUGGUUUAGGAAAGCUUUCUAUUAGGGGAAGCAGCUCUUCACGUGGAGUAACUAAUUUCGGGCUGUCUGCCGUAGCUCGUGGUUGUCCUUCUCUAAAGGUACUUUCUUUGUGGAAUGUUCCGCGUGUUGGAGAUGAAGGUCUGUGCGAGAUAGCUAAAGAAUGCCAUUUGUUGGAGAAGCUUGAUCUUUGUCAGUGCCCCCACCUUUCAAACAAGGGGCUAAUUGCCAUCGCCGCCAACUGCCCUAAUUUGACUGCGUUGAGCAUCCAAUCUUGCCCAAAGAUUGGUAAUGAGGGCCUCCAAGCUAUCGGAAAGCUUUGCCCCAAGCUGCAGUCCAUCUCUAUCAAGGACUGCCCACUUGUUGGGGAUCAUGGAGUUUCAAGCCUGUUGUCAUCAGCAUCUUCUGUCCUUUCAAAGGUUAAGCUUCAGGGUUUGAGCAUCACAGAUUUUUCUCUUGCUGUGAUCGGGCACUAUGGCAAGUCUGUGACUAAUCUAAUGCUGAGUGGUCUACAAAAUGUGAGCGAGAAGGGAUUUUGGGUGAUGGGUAAUGCUCAGGGUCUGCAAAAGUUGGUCUCUUUUACAAUUGCUUCUUGCUGGGGGGUAACUGAUGUGAGUCUUGAAGCCAUUGGAAAGGGCUGCGCUAACCUGAAGCAGAUGUGCCUUCGCAGGUGUUGCUUCGUUUCUGGUGAUGGAUUGGUGGCUUUUGCCAAGUCUGCUGGUUCUCUUGAGUGCUUGCAGUUGGAGGAGUGCAACAGGGUCACUCAAUCCGGGGUUAUCGGUGUUCUCUCAAACUGUGGGUUGAAAUCUCUUACCCUAGUAAAGUGUAUGGGAAUUAAGGAUAUAUCCUUGGAAGCUCCUUUGUCUUCCUCUUGCAAUUCCCUUAAAUCCUUGUCUAUAAGGAACUGCCCAGGAUUCGGAACAGCCAGCCUGGCUAUGGUGGGCAGAUUGUGCCCUCAGCUUCAGCACGUAGACCUGAGCGGACUUUGCGGCAUUACAGAUGCAGGUCUUCUGCCUCUUCUAGAGAAUUGCGAGGCAGGACUUGUGAAAGUGAAUCUGAGCGGCUGCUUAAACUUGACUGAUGAGGUCGUUUUGCACUUGACCAAGCUACAUGGCGCAACCCUCGAGUUGCUCAAUCUCAACGGUUGCAGGAGGAUUACUGAUGCAAGUUUGGCUGCAGUUGCAGAAAAUUGUGUUUUCCUCAGCGACUUGGAUGUGUCAAGGUGUGCAAUCACCGAUGUCGGUAUUGCAGCCUUGUCUCACGCAGAGCAACUCAACUUGCAAGUCCUUUCGUUUUCAGGUUGUUCAGGAGUAUCAAACAAAAGCAUGACCUUCCUAAAAAAAUUGGGCAAGACCCUGGUGGGGUUGAAUCUCCAGCACUGCAAUUCAAUCAGCACCCAAACCAUUGAGCUGCUCGUGGAAAGCUUGUGGAGAUGCGACAUCCUUGUCUAAUCGGGGGUCGAGCCACUGAACAACUACACUUCUGGCGUUAAAAGACAGUAGAAAUAUCAAUCUCGUAUAGUCAUCUCCCACGGGUAGCAAAAAUAUUUGGCACAGUUUUUCGGUUCAACUAAGUAGCCAUGCGGGUUGGCUCUAUGACUUGGUUCUUUUUCCUGGGGACUUAGGCUCUUUUGCAGAUGGCCUCUAUCCAUCUCAGUUUUUUGCAGGCUUUCUAUGUAAAAGUCUGUUGUAAAUCAAAGCCUCCCUUCACCUGAGGCGAUUUCAUAGCCAUGGUUCCUGGAGGAUUUCAUCAUCAAGUUAUGGUUUUAAGUUUCCAAUCAUCAUCAUCAUAGCUUUUGGUUGUAUUUCUGUUGGAUGUGCCGUUCCCUAGUCGGUGUUUUAGCUUUCGUUGUUUUCAAUCCCAUGAAGUAUGUUGUUUAUAUCAGUCGAUAAAUAUCUUUCUUUCAAGUGUGUUCUAGUGUGUGAAACUCCUCUAAGGCGGUCCUUGAGUGUUUCCUUUUCAACUUUGGCUAUGGUUAGUGGAUCUCUCAUCUGCUAUAACAACCUUCGUUAUGGUCGUGUUGUUUUGUUUUGUUUUGCAAGUCCUUGUCUUGUAGGUUUUUCCCUGUAUAUAUGAAACUGCAACUACUUUGUUAUUAUCAAUAAAGCUUGAUAUUUUACUCUAA